AGGCGGCGGCUGCGGCGGAGGGGCCGAGAGCUGGCGGCGGCGGCGGUGGUCGUGAAGGGCAUCGGUGGCGCUGACGGAGAUGAUCUGAAGAUGGAAAGAGCCAGGCGAAGGGGAGGUGGCGGCGGCGGCCGUGGUCGCGGAGGCAAGAAUGUGGGGGGCUCUGGCCUAAGCAAGAGCAGACUCUAUCCCCAGGCCCAGCACUCUCACUACCCCCACUACUCCGCGUCAGCCACCCCUAAUCAGGCUGGGGGCGCAUCCGAAAUCCAGGAGCUGGCCUCCAAACGAGUGGACAUCCAGAAAAAAAGGUUUUACCUAGACGUGAAGCAAAGCUCCAGGGGCCGCUUCCUAAAGAUAGCUGAAGUCUGGAUAGGGAGAGGCCGGCAGGACAAUAUCAGAAAGAGUAAACUGACCCUCUCCCUGUCAGUGGCCGCAGAGCUGAAGGACUGUCUAGGCGAUUUCAUCGAACACUAUGCCCACCUGGGUCUGAAAGGCCACAAGCAAGAGCAUGGUCAGAGCAAAGAGCAAGUCUCCAGGAGGCGGCAGAAGCACUCUGCACCCUCCCCGCCGGUGUCCGUGGGCUCAGAAGAGCAUCCUCACAGUGUCCUCAAAACAGACUAUAUCGAGAGGGACAAUAGGAAGUACUACCUAGACCUAAAGGAGAAUCAGCGAGGCCGCUUCCUAAGGAUCAGACAGACCAUGAUGCGGGGCACUGGCAUGAUUGGUUACUUUGGCCACGGUUUGGGCCAGGAACAGACGAUUGUCCUCCCAGCACAAGGAAUGAUUGAGUUUCGUGAUGCCUUGGUUCAGCUGAUUGAAGACUAUGGCGAAGGAGAUAUAGAAGAACGAAGAUGUGGAGAUGAUGAGCCACUUGAACUCCCCGAGGGGACCUCUUUCAGAGUGGACAAUAAAAGGUUCUACUUUGAUGUGGGCUCUAAUAAAUAUGGAAUUUUCCUGAAGGUAAGUGAGGUGAGGCCACCUUACCGUAAUACUAUUACUGUUCCAUUCAAAGCUUGGACAAGGUUUGGGGAGAAUUUUAUCAAGUAUGAAGAAGAGAUGAGGAAAAUUUGCAACAGCCAUAAAGAAAAGAGAAUGGAUGGCAGAAGGGCCAGUGGUGAAGAACAAGAAUGCCUCGACUAGCAUGAAAUUGAACUCCAUCAGGCAAAAUUUAAAAAUCAUUAAUUGGCUAACAGUACUGAUCCAUAAUCAUUUCAAGAAAUUUUUCCUCUUUUGGGCCCUUUGUUAUCAGUAAUACCUCUAGUAGUUUAUACUUCAAGAAGUCUGAUUCUCAUGUUACACAUAGAUCACUAUGAUUCUCAUGGGAAUUUUAACCUCCCCAGAGCUAAAUAGUUUGGCUGCUUCAGCUGCUCCAGACGAUUGAAGUAUGCAGAUCAGCACAAAAUGUGACAUUCUGACCGUUAAACACCAUAGCUAAAGAUUUACAUUGCACUAUGACAGAAUCCUGAAAAUGAUAUAUCUACUUAAUAUGAAAGUGUGAAUUUCUGUUUAACAAAUCCUCCCCCCCCCAAGAAAGUCCCAUUCAUACUUCAUUAAAAAUUGCUAAGUUUACCUGUAAGGAAGUUACCACAGAAAUAGAAAUUGACCUCCAAGUAUAGUAUAUUUCUUUAUGAAAGUACAAAUAGGAAUAAUUGUUCAUUGGGUAGCUGAAUAUUAGCUAAUGCCACUCUAAAAGAUCAAAUGUUAAUAGGUUAUUAAACCUUUCAAAUACAAUGUCGUAUUCCUUAACAGUUACUAUUUAUAGUGUUCUGUAAUUUCAAAUUUUGUGGUAACCCUACAGUUUUAGUUGCCAUAUCAAAGCCAUGGAAGAGUUUUAAUGAAUUAUUCUAAGCUAGUUACAAUCUCAUCUCUGUUUCCUGUACUAUAUAUUUUAUUGACUUUCUAAAGUUUUGAGAAUUAUAUUUAUGUCACUGUUGAGAGGGAGGUUUUCAUCCAGUGGCUUUGCUAUGGAAAAUUUGAUGUUUUAGCCUUUCAUGAUCAUUCGCAUUCAUUUUUUUUUUCUUAAAAUCUAUCAUGAAUGUUCAAAGUGUUGUAUUUUAUGCUUCCCCAUUUAUGUAUUUCAUAGGGUUGGUGCACCAGUUGAUUGAAAAAUUAGAUGUAAAAAUACAUCUAAUAUAUUUUAGUAGCACUUUAGUAUUUGCUGCCCUUAAAAUCAUGUCAAACUUCCAUUAUAAAUCUGAUAUGAUACAGAUACUUUAACUCCUUCUUUUGCUGAGUAGAAAAAAAAAGCAUUUAGAAUACAAACUUGCAGUCUGGGAGAUACAAUAUUUGGAAACAAGAUUGGUUAUAAACAUUCAAAAGGAAAAUUCAGGCAAUUUCCAAGGUGCUCCUUCUGAUUCUUCAAGAGGUUUACUCUACACAAGACAUAUCCAUUUGCCUGUAUUAAAACUCACUUUCCAGAAAGUGCCACCUGAAUCUUUAAACACUCAAGCAAUUUUUAAACAAGUGGGUAUAGAAUAUACAUGUACCAAUAUCCCUUGUUAACUGACUAAAAUUUCAUCUGUUGGGAUACAUUUUAUUCUAAAUGAAAUUGUGUUUGGUCCUGGGAUCAGUCACUGUCCCACAGUAAGGUCAUAUAAUCCUGUUUAAGAGACAGACACUGAUUUCAACUCCCCAAAUACAGUUCUCAUUGGUGAGAGCUGGCUGCAAGAUUGAGGUCAGAGUGUGACUCUUCUCUGAUGCGCUAUAAGCAAAUCAGAAUUUAUUCUUAACAAUUUUCCCUCUGGAACUUUUUCCCAAACACGUUACACUUAGGUCACUAAGGAGACUGUGGAAUGAAUUAAGGAAGUUGAUUUCACUGGUUUCUGUUACUUAAGAACAAGCAGCUAGUAGCCCAGACAUACCUACUGGUGUUGGUUGCAGAUUAUAUUUCACAUUUCUUGAAGUACUAUGAUGGAAUCUCACUCAGUUCAUUAUCGUUGUGAACCAUCUGGAUCACUGUGGAACAACUGAAGGUUAGAAGAUAAUGUUAGUACUAAAGUCAAUAGCACAUGGUGGGUGUUGAGACUAUAAAAGUAGCAAGGAUUCUUAAACAGUCCUAACUGUGUAAACUAACGUAACUAUGUAGGCUUGCUAAAAAGUAGUUUGGGUAUAUGAAGGAGUGGUGUGCACUUGAAUUACUGUACUACUGAUUGUUAUUGCUGCCCAUCAUAGUGCCUAUCAAUAGUAAUCAACCUGUCAGAUUUCGGCGAACUGGAGCUGUGAAUAUUCCAUAUUCAACUGUUCCUAUCACUAUUGCUGUGAGUGUAUGCUCGCUCUUAAAAUCUUAUCUUCCUUUUUUAAAUAUUUAUAUCCAUUAGGAUGAACUGAUUUCUUUUUGGUUUUUAGUCUGAUGAGGUUUGAGUGUGUAUAUAUAUAUACGUGCAUAUAUACACAUGUCAGACGUGAAGAUAAAUAUAUUUUAAUUCACUGUAUAUACAUAUUAUUAACUUCAUUUCACAUUAAUUAUUUAAGUAAAGAACAAGUUAAAUAGCCAGAUUUUCUACCUUGUAUGUAUACUUCAAAGUUUUUGCCAUCUCAAAGCUACAGGUUGGGUAGAUACAUAUAUACUGGCAAUUGAACACACUCUACAGUCAUUAAGACUUCUACCAAUCCUUUGUUUGCCUUUACAUAGUUAAUAUAUUCAUUGAAAAAUGGUAUGAUGAUAUGAUUUUUUUGAUACUUACAAUUCCCAAGAGUUCAUUAGCCAUAAUUGUGAUCCAGUUCAAACAUCUGGAUUUAGGAUGUGUAUUACCAUGUAUCUUAUAAAAUAAGCUACUAUUUUUAUCUGUGCAAUACAAAUUUUAUUUAUUGUCAUUUGUAACCUAAGUGGAGCUGCAAGUGUACAUGGUAUUCAAAAUAACAGGAUCCUUGCCUUGAAGGCAUUAAACUCUUAAGGAAACUGGAUGUUAGAAACAAAAAAUGAGCAUUGAAGUUAGUAACCAAAAUUACUAGUUCACUGUAUAAUGCUAAAACAUUGAUGAUGUUUGCACAUAGUAAUCGAGCAUAAUGUGGACAGACUCAAACUGUAAUAACAUAAGCUAAUAGUAUAAAAUCUGGAAACGGGUUCCUCAGUAGUUGUGUGCUCCUAGUUAUUGAAGGCAGCACAUUAGUGCUGCUUAUAUGCAAAAGAUGCAAUGUAUUAUAAAGAUAUUCAAGUUCUGCCACAUUUUAUUAUUUUCCUUCUUAAAGCCCCAAACUGCCAUGUCCCUUAAACUUGAGUCAAACACAAGCUUAUUUGCACUAAAGAGCAUGGCCAAAAAAAUAAAUGACAGGGUGGAAAAGCUAUUUAGAGCCUCUUGAAAUGAUUGGUUCUAAUGGAAGAAUUUCACAUUUGUCUAUUUGAAAGCUAUAUGGUCCAGGCAGACAAUCUGUCAGUUCACUAAUUUAAUAAUGCACUUUACCUUUUGUAUAUAGAAGAUGUACAUUUAUGCCACUUGACAGGCAGGAUGUGUUUCAGUAACUAUGUAGUUAGAAUCUGUAAGGUGAUCUCUUGCAUGCACAUGUUUGUGUUAGAACUAUUGUAACAGGUUUCCAUUAAGUCGAUGUAAUGGAGAACAAGGACAAAAGAUGGUUUUAAAACAAAUCUCAGUUCAUUUAACAAGGAAUUUUAAAGUAGAUCAUAUUUGUAUUAAGGACUAGAAUAAUAUAAAACUAUUCCUAAUCCAGAUUAGUAUUGCAGUUCAGACUAUGUCUACUUGAGACUUCCCAUAAUACUCUAAAAACCAAAUCGGGGAAUCUGGCCAGAUAACUUUCUUAAUGGUUCUGUUCCAUUGUUAAAAUGUGUUUAAGUUAUAAAAGGACAGUACAUGCUACAGCACUAGAAUUAAAAGUAUGGUUAGCUUAUAUUUUAAAAAUCACCAGACUAAAGAAAUAAAAUUUUAAAUAAGGAAUAUAAAGAGCUUUGUAAGUUGCUAAAAUAAAUAGGAUAUUUCAAAGUCUGCAAAAGUAUUAACCUUCACCAACUCAAAAGGGAACUGGGGAGUUUGGUGUAUCCUUCUACCCUGAACACAUUUGAAGAUGUAUAUUUGAAAACUAAAUAAUUGUUGCUUAAUAAUAGGUUGUAUGUACUUUACUGAGAAACCCUGUGUACUAACAAUUUAUCAAGAGUGUGCUAUAUUUAUCGCGUUUAUUUAUAUCUAUAGAUAAGAAACAUUAUAUAUAGUCAUCCUAUCUUAAUAUAAUCAUGGAUUUAUAUUGUAAUUUUGCAAAUAUUUUCAGUAAAAUAAACAUUUACCUGAGCUGCACAGUUUGAAGAGGAUGAAAUUGGAAUAUACUCUCAGAUAGUCAUUUUUACUUAGCAGCUAUCAUUGAAAACUGAUGUAUUUAUUGUCAUUCCUUUAGAUUUGUUUUAUAGUUUAUUUACUAUUUAAAUGAGUGAGGCUUGAUUUGAGUUUUAAUUGGUUGUCUGAAAACUGGGAUUUUAUGUAAAAUUUUUUCUUGCCUCUUUCCAAGUGUCUUUCACUGAAACCAAGACAUCCUCUUCCAAACUCUAGGUAAGGGCUUUGGUGAGUCACCACCUAGUCUGAAAUCUGUCUUUACUCCAACACCAAAAGUCUUUGGCAAGAUGUCUUGUCAAAGGAAGUUAACGUUGAUUCUGUGUCCCCAGCAUGGUACAGAUCAAAGAUUUGUCAUUGCCAGAUAAGAUUCAUUAAAAUCUUUCUGAUGUUUCCUUAAGGAUUUCUUGACUUUCAUAGAGGAAUUGUGGCUAAUGGCUAGCUCAUCAAAGGAAGUGAAUACAGAGUUAGCCUGCUGUUGAGAUAGUCUAUGGUCUACAGUAUUACAGCACUGGAGUACAGGAAAAAUGUGUUUCCCAAUGCAAUAUUGCAUGUAAAUUGGAUUUUUAGAUCACAGUAAAUCGACAAUAAAAGAAAUAUGGUCAAUAUGCAUAGGUAGAUGUUACAGGAAGUUUUUACCAUUUUCUUGUAUAAUGGAAAAAAAUCGAUCUUUAUUCUUAAUUUGAUGUGACUUUUCUCAGUCAUUUAUUUUAAUAGUAAGUUUUAACAUUUUAAUAGGAAAAAUAUUCAUACAGUAUCAGGUUUAUGGGACUAAGAAUAUAGUUCAGUUGAUGGAAUAUUUGCCUGCAAUGGAAAAAGCCCUGGGUUUGAUUGCCACACCACUUAUAACACCAACACUGGGGAGAUGAAGGCAGGAGGAACAAAGUUCAAGGUCAUCCUCGACUACAUAGCAAGUUUGAGGACAGCCUGAGCUACAUGAACCUCUGUCUCCAAAAUAAUAAUACGAUGCUGCAAUAAGCAGUAAAAAGUAGCAAUUAGUGUUAUCAAUUUCUUGUGUUUCCUUUUAGAGGCGUUCUCAUGUGCAAACAUGUAUAUACAUGUAUUUUUUUAAAUGCAUAAACAUGCACGUUCCCAUACCUGACAGUAGCAGCUUUAGGUCUGGCAUUUAAGGAAUUAUUUUCUUUUUACUAAAUAUCAUGUUUUAUUUGGUUAGCAUGUCAUUUAGUUUUAUAUUAUACAGAAAAGACGUCAAGAAAAUAGCAUGUAAAUCCAUCGAAUAUGUCUAUUUAUUUUUAUGUGUAAAAAUACGCAAUUUCACAUCCUGGUUUCCUCAUUCCUCCCCACCUCCCCUUCCACAUCACCCCAUUUUUCCUCUCUCAAAAAAAUACUGCCAUUUUCUCCUGAAGUAACACAUCAGUUCAGGGGGGAUCUGGAUAUUGAUAAUUUAGCCAAGUUACUAUAUGUGAGGUGAGCCAUGCUCUCUAAUGAAAAGCACUGAUAUUUAAAAGCUUUAGCAAAUUAUAGCUUUCGAUCCUUCCUAGCUGUGCCACUGUUUAUGCAUCCAAAGACCUUGCCAUUAUGAGCACAUGAACAUUAGAACUGCAGUGAAAAAUUUGAUGCUGUGGCUUUGUUGACAUCGCUUGAUUUAUUAACAGGAAAUACUGGUCUGUAUAAUAGGAAAGGUAUAAAGCUUAUUUAACAGCUCUUCAAAUCCAAGUCUACACAAAGAAACAGCACUGUUCUAAGCAUUUGACGCACUAAUUUUUUGGUUUGUUUCUUGGAUUUGGGGUUUUUUGGGGGGGGAGCAUGCACACCUGUGUGUGUGUGUGUGUGUGUGUGUGUGUGUGUGUGUGUGUGUGUGUGUGUGUGUGUCUGGGGAACUGAGGACCAAUGCUGAGCAAACACUCUGCCACUGAGCCACUUGCCAACCCUCAAAAGGUUGGACUUUUUAUUUAUUUUUUUUAAUGGGCCAGAGUCUGUCAGAAAUUCGGGGCCUAUGAUAAUUUGGGGAAAGUGUAACUUAGAAAGUGGCUGCGAGUACAACUAAGUCAUCUGCUGGAAAAAUAUGAAGUAGCAAAUGUAACUGUUGAAAAGUAAGGCUAGACAAGAGAAAACAAGAAGAAAUUGGCAAGUAUUACUAUUCCUGAAAAUGGAAGCAAACUAAUAGUUCUCUGACAGGCCCUGGUGGGAGGGGGAACAUACACUCUAUGACCUCUUCUCUUUUCUGUUGACUACCAAGAAAAGAAAAAAAACUGAAGCAUUAAAUAUUCUGCCCUUGAACCCUUCAGUUUCAUAAGUGAAAGCAACCAGGUAAAAUAUCUAACAGAAUUAGAAAUAUAUCUUAAACAUAGGCUGAAGGAUUCUUUAUUUAUUUUUAUUUUAUGUGUAUUGGUGUUUUGUCUGCAUGUAUGUCUUUGUGAGGGUGUCAGGUCCCCUAGAACUGGAGUUACAGACACUUGUGAGCUGCCAUGUGGGUGCUGGGAAUUGAACCUGGGUCCUCCGGAAGAACAGUCAGUGCUCUUAACCACUGAGCCAUCUCUCCAGCCCCUGAGGGAUUCUUUUAAUAGAUUGGUACCUGUAAACUUUCUGAGAAAAAAAUAUGAAAAUUAAAAGACAUGGCUUAAACUUUAUGGUAGUAUCUGUGUGGUUGGUGGUAAAAUUUGUUGUUCAGGAGAGAGGUAUUGUCAGUAGAUAUGAUCCUUUUAAACAUUUUAAAAUCGUGAGAGAAUUGCAUCAUAUUUAAUGAAUAACUUCACCAUCCUUUUUGGAUCUGUAAAACUGGCCAGCAUCUGCUUAUACUGUUUAAACUUAAGUAGUGUGUACAUAUUUCUCUGUAUUCAUAGAGAAUAGACCAAAAAAAGGUGAAAUUCACCUUCAAAAUUGAAUUGUGUUUAAAUUUAGGGCAAAAUUAAUAAUUUCCAAUUCCUAGUCAGAGUUCCCUUGAUGUCUUUGGUGCAUUAUCAUUCCUAAAUUUUAUCAUCUUUGUGUUUUCCUUGUGAAAAAUUGUUUUUACUGACUACGGUGACACCCACCAACACACUGAAGUGCAGUGGUCAGUGUGGCCAUUGGGAAGGCACUCCCUUGUAAAGCAUAGUGAAAAUAGCUUGCUCAAAUAGAAGAGUGUCUUGGUUAAGACUGACUCAGACACUCAGUAGCAACUGUCUGCCUUCUCACUCCUUUCUCUUAUGCUUUGUCUCUACAACUGUUCUAUACACUUUCUAGGGUUUUAGGAAAUAAUAAGAUUUUUUUUUAAAAAACUGACCCUUAAAAUUUCCUACAGUAUUUGAGUUGUACAAAGUAUAACUUGGAAGAGGAGAAAGUUUCUCCUCAUAAUCUUUAUUAAACUAAUGGUAUAAAUCUGACUGAUUUAGCUGACUAAAGCCAGAGUUUUUCACUCAGAAAGUACUAUAGAGAAUGUGGUUCUGUGGGGUAAUACUCUUCGGGAUUUUAUUUAUUGUAGAUUCUAUCAGGUUACAUAAAAGAAACAAAAAGAAGAGAAUCAGAAAAGCAGUAACUCGUAGUUUUUUUUUUCUUCUUCCUUUUAACGAGAACUCAAUCUGACAUGAGUAAGAGAAAUAUUCCCAAUCCCUUCUUAAGCUUGAACAUAGGAACUGGGGAAGUAGUAAGACCUGAUUCUGUAACCUGAUUUAACUUCUGUUAGGUACAUUCUUCAUGUGAUAAAAGUACUGUGUUGGGUUUACUCCUAAACUUAAACUCUGAAUCAUUGGAGUGUGAAAGAGUCAGUAGGUCAAGGAUACCGGCACUGGACAUUAGACAGAAACAACAGUUGUGUGAGGUCCAUGGCACCUGUGAUCUCCUUAGCCACACAAUAUAAAGUCUUGUCCUAGACUCUCAAAACCAGUAGCAUACUAACUACACUGCUUACACUUUAUACUACUAUUGUCAUCUACUUUAUAUUUUGAGGGGAACAUUUUUAAAUGUCUCAUUUUUGAAGGAGUGUGGUUUGUUUCUUCAAUAUAUUCUAUAAUCAUCUCUUACAUUCUGCAAGGCAGAGUAAUUCUUAAAACCUAGCAUCAUUGUUCAAAUGCCAUUCCUGGAAUAAUCAUAAAAUACAAUGCUAAGUGGUAGUGGCGACUGUCGCCCUAGUGUCCCAGAGAAUGAAGUACUGACUCUGAUUCUCUAUUCUUUGGCCGUAUUGAAUACUAUUGUACAAAUAAUAAUGUUGAACACAAGGAAGAACACGUACCUGGAACAGCAUGGUUCUCUUGUAUGUCUGUACUUACUAGGCUGUACACAGAUUAAAUAUCCUAAUGCUUUGUUUGUUGUUUGAGCCUUGGGAAAAUACGAGCGUUGGUGAAUGGAGAAGUAGCUAGGCUGUGGUCAUAGGGACAUCCUGUAAGCACUCUAGUCCUCCAUUGUGCAAUGCCAUCCCCUGCCAAAAGAACAGUGUUAAAAGAGUGAUGCUGUUCUCAACAGACAAUCAAAGACAGCAUUUAGGAAUAACCUGCUUGUGUUUUAAAGAACAUACGCACAAGAAUAUUUUGAUUGUCUUCAAAGCACUAGUGCACAUACAGUUAUUUUUUUCCCAAAACAUUUCAUGUCUUUGGCCUGGUGGUAGUUCACAGUACUAAUUUAGUUGGUCUAAUUUCGAACAAAUUCCAUAGAAUAAAUUGACUAUUGUAGACAGUAUUCUUUCUCUGUUUUCUCCUCCCUCUCCUCAAAAUAGCACAUUUUCAGUUUUCAGUUGCCUCUCUUGGUGGUGUUUGGAGUCUCAGUGGAGCAUGAGAGAACCAUUUAGUUUGUUACUUCUUUGCAUUUGUCAUUUGGAGAGAGUUUCUUCAGCCUACUGUCAAACACUGCAAACAACUUUACCUAAAAGUACACACUUGAAAUACAAAAACUUCACAACAGAUCAAAACACUAGAACCAUGAAAUGAUGAGCUAAGAAUAGAGAAAACAAUGUUAGAACGUUAUUGCCACUUGCUAAUUUGCUUCGGAAACUGCUGUAUUGGCCUCCAUGUUCUUCAGAGGCAGUAAGAUUUGUACCAAUGAUUUCACAAUCUAGAAUUCUAACAGGAUGAAAUCUGUUGCUGUUUAGUAGGUACUUUAAAGAGUUUACCAUGUUGUAACCAGGUAUAAAAAGAGAACUCUAGAAUUCAGUUCACUAGUCAUCUUUUUUCCCUCCCACCUACUAUACCCAACUGGAAUUCAGUGAGAGUCUACCACCAUGACCCUACUCUUUACCCUGUUUAAUUUUUCAAAUAAAACAUGAUAAAGGCCAGAGCUGCUCUUUGAAUUAAGAUAGAUCUAUAUGGAUUGUAAGAAAGGAGGACUGGUCCUUCGCUCAGCCACUCUUGGCAUCCUUACCAUAGUUAGCUAAGAGUUUAAGAUGAGUAGAAAGUUUAGAAUCAUUCUUGGCUAUAUAGAAAUGUAGGUCAGUCUGGAAUACAAAAGACCCCAUCUUUAAAGAGAGAGAUGGGGGGUUGUAAAAGAGUGACAAUAAAGGUUUCAUCAGUACUAAUAACUAAUAUUGAAUUAUCUAUUUUAAACUACUACUACAUUGCUGGACCCUUUAUAUAGACUUUCUAUUCUGUAUAACAACAUUAUUACCUUCAUUAUAAUUUUCCAGAGAUUUAAAAAUUGGCUCCAUAUUUCCCAACUAAUAUAUUUGUCAACUAAAUCGACACUUAAACAUUGUGCUUAGCUAGGCCAGGCUACCUAUAAGACUUACUUAGAAACACACACAUACACACACACCAACUUAGUAAAACACAGUCUGUCCCCACCAGAAUAAAUUAGUUUCUGAUCACUGGGAACUAUGUAAUCCAAAACUAUUCCCUAUAAAUGGGAUUAUUAAUCUCACCAAGAGAAGUUUGCUUUAAUGAAGAUGUAUUCAUUUGGUUUAGGUAGCUGUUCAUAAAUAGAACUUACUUGGUCUUAAGUGUAGAUUAUAGACUGAACUUCAAAUCCUGGUCAACUAUUUCAAAUAAGUACCAGUAAUUUUUAAAAGGUUCAAAUGAUGGGACCAUAGAUGGAUCAUCCUGAUUCUUUCCCUAAGGACAGAAAAGACAAAUCGCUGUUCACUAUGGGUCUACUGUUUCUUUUCAUGAACUGAAGAUAACUGGCUAUGUUAAAUUAGUUUGGAAAUAAAUCUUAUGACUAUUAUUGAGAGGUUUGCUUGUUUCUUACAACUUUUUCCUGCCAUCUGACUGAGAGUUCACCCUUCCUCCAUACUCUGGCACGUUAUUCCUGUCCCUGCCACACUGAAUUACCAACAGGAUCAGUGUUCCAUUUACAGGCACAUAUUUUCCCCCAUUGCUUUGGGAUGAUGGUUUAGGAAAGUUUAGGGCCUGUUGACUCCCUGACUUCUGAUAGCCACCUGCAUUUCCAUGCAGUGGGAAUGAUGGAGUGAGAAGUCUAAGACUGCAUUUCUAACACAUUUCAGAAAAAAUGGAUGAUACUGAGCUGUGGCAUUAAGUCCUGCUGUGAUAGAUGAGAGUCUAUCUGACCUAUAAAAAUAGUAGAGGGAAGAUUUAGAACUAGUAUCCUGUUAGGAAGAACUUAGACUCCCUUUAGAUAUUCACAAAGUGCAAACACCAUUUUAUAAGUUGACUAGAGUUUUCUUAAAUUAUUUUUUUCUCUUUAUACUCAUUCCAUUUAAUGACCGUUCUGAUUCCAUAUCACUUUUCAACAGCUAUCUCAAGAUCUAUCUGGCAGGGAUGAAUUAUAAAGAUAUGAAAAUCAUCACACAGAUAUAUGGAUACUGGAGCAUGUUUUUAAUUUAUUAAGUAAUUCUGGCAUAUAAAUCUUAGUAAAGCAAAGUGAAUGAUUACUCAAAAUAUUACUUACAAGCUUAUUGAAUAUAAGAUAUUAAUACCUGAAGGAACCUAGAAAUUAGUCUCCAAAUUCUACAUUUUGUAAUAUAUAUCAAGUAAUAUGAGUGAUUCAUGGGUUAGGUAAAUAGACUUAAGACUUUAAAUGCUGAUUAUUUCUUGAGAAAUAUACGUGAGGUAAAAUAAACUCAUUUCCUUAAAAACACAUAACACGAUCUUCACCAUCUUUCUGAGUCUUCCUUCUAUUCACAAGAUAGAGGAACUAUAUAGCACUGUGGUUCUUAGUUAAAGGUUGGACCCAUUGCUUUCAAUGGAGAUUGUUCCCAUGGGCACUCAUUAAACAUAUUAUCCAAGAGUAAAUAACACUUAAAAUUGCUUAAUUUUUAAUAAAUAACUUACUCCCUGUUUGCCAGCCUAGUGGGGAUGGUAUAGGCUGACUAGGUGGGUAUGUACUGUAGUAUACAUAGAGAAAAUCAUUGUUACCUGCAUCUUUCCAACUCUAAGAGCUUAUUAGGAAUAAUACAUGGGACUUUUAAAAUUCAGCUCUCUUAAUUAGCCAAAUUGAAUGCAGAAGUACAAUUUCAAAUUGCCAAGGAUUGUUCUGAAAACAUCCAAAUACCCUUUCACCCACUUCUAACUACAAACACUAGUUUUAAGAGCUGUACCUGCGUGACAGAGCGCUUGCCUAGUGUCUUCAAGCCCUGGAUUCCAUCUCCGACACUAAGAAAUGUUUUUAAAGAAAAACUAGUUUUUCUUGGCCCUUACUAAUUAGAUGAAUUGGUUAUAAGUUACAUAUACACACAAAUAACAAACAUUCAUAUAGAUUCCAGUUCUGUGCCCCUGAGCCUUGCUCUUGAUGAAGUAAUGGAAACUGGAUUCAUCUCAUUUGUGGUUAUACUGAAUCACCUGCCAUAAAAUGUUGCCUGGAGAUCUGUAAGGGCGGGGGCAGAAGAACAUUCAUGCCAAAUGUAUGCUAUUUGUCAUCCCAGCUUCAAAACUAUAAAGAAAUCAUCAUAGGUCUAAAAAGCCCAAGUUCAUCAAGGCAGCUGGUACUUACAGCACCUGUUGCCAUGUGACUCACCUAGGAUUGAGUCUAAUAAUUCAAAGAAAUUGUUUGAAACCAAUAGUCUGCUUUGAAAACAGCACAGAAUCUCCACUGUGCCUCUGAGGAACUAGAAGAACUAUUAGCAUAAUGAUGUCAGGUAGUAUGCCUUUAAAUGUUGCAUUUGUAUUUGCUUCAGAAGAGUUCUAAGCACCUUUAAAAUAACAGCAUUUUCUCCCUUUAAAAUUGAGUCCAUUUGGGCCAACGAAAUGGCCUAGCAGGUAAGGGCAUUUGCUGCCAAGCCUGACGAUGUAAUCUCCAGAACCCACCUGGUAAAAGAACCAACCCCAGCAAGGUGUCAUCAAAUCUCCAUACAUGGACCUACACACACACACACACACACACACACACACACACACACAGUCAAAUAAAUUUCAAAAACCUAAAGUAGAUUUUACUCCAAUGAUACUCAGACAUUAGUGACAUGGUUUAAUAACAAAGUCAGUUUGAAUUCUCAUCUCCAGGGAUUAUGAUUUAGUUGGUAGAACAGUUCUGAAAUUAGCAUUUUAAUUGUCUUGUUCAUAUCUUGUUAUAAUUAUCUGGAAACUUAGUGGUGGUGGUGUUUAUGGUAAUGGUAGUGGUGGCGGUUGUUGUGACAAGGUCUCCUGCUGUCCAGGGUGGCCCCUCACACUGUCUAGAUCAUUUUAGCUGGCCUUUAGCUCCUGCUCCUACCACCUCUGCCUCCAGGGUGCUAGAAAUAUAGGUGCCAGCCACCACCUCCAGUUGAGAGCUAUUCAUUGUCAUCGAUUUAAACUAUAAAGGUCAUUUUUCUAGCUGAAAUUGCCGACAUUCAAAUACUGUAGCGUGUCAUUGUAGAUGAUGAUCUUUUUUAACAGUGUUGACAAAUAUGUGUUGCUUGCUUUAAACACAUGAGACUUAAGGUGUAAACCCGGGUGUUUAAUUUUGUGAUGUCGCAUUAGCCAGCUUUCUGGCAUAGCCAGUCAAUAUCGAGGACACCAGUGUCAGCCUCCAUAGUUCCAGCUUCCUCUCCCCACUGAUUGCUUACUCCCUAGGUUUCACAGCCCAAACAUUUCUGAAAUUCUCUGCAGCCUGAGGCUCUCACAAUUUGACCAUCCAAGUCUCACAUAAUUUUCAUCAGCCUUUUCUAUUAAAAUAUUGGGACUAUAAUAACAUCCUUAGUUGGGGACAUCUUUGAAUGCCUCACUUCUAGUUGUCUUUUUCUAUGUCCAAAAAUGCUUAUCAUAAAAUUAACCAUUUAAUAAUUUCCUAGUGUUCAAUCAUGUGAUUUGUAUGGAGCCAAUUUAAAGACCAUUUCUAUCUGGAGAAAAUGAACUCCUAUAGCACUAAUCUCCCCACUUCUCCUUAGCCCAGCCCCAUUGUAUUUUUCUCACAGCCUUUUUAAAAAAUGUGCAAAUAGCUUCUUAACCCCUCUUCUUUCAAUAAUGGACUUAUAGUUAUUUCCACUAGAAUCGCAAAGCCCUUGUAUGCAUAUGAAAAUUGCCCACAUAAUCCUUGUGAUUGAAUGGAGGAUAUUUUGUCCUGGGAGUUCUGCCACUGAGAGGAAGCUUUUAUUCUGAGAACUAGGAGACUUGUGGCCAUUUUGUGCUUGCUUGUUCAAGAUUUGAAACUAUAGUAGCCAGGAUAAGUAGGCUUAAAUUCUAGACUUUGUAUGAUUCUUUGCAGUGGACAGCAGAGGUUUAUCUUCUAACAAUACAGAUACCAGAUUGGACACUUCCCUAAAGCCUGACAGUAUUAAUAUUCGUUAAAUAAUUUCAAAAAUCUUUCUUUAAUACAGUAUGAAACUUUAGCAUAAAAUAACUAUUAUGAGAAUAAUAUAUCUGGGUAUAAAAUAAUACAGGUGUAAAGUAAAAUGCACUUUUUGACAAUAUUAUUUUCCUUGACCCUAAGAACACUCAACACAAAAAGGUUUUUCUCUUCUCCCAUUAAGGAAAAUUUUUUUCAUUAAAUUAAAAGAAUUUGGCUAGUGAGGUGUGUUACAACUGGCUGCUUCUAUAGCAGACCAAGAAAUUACUUUUCUUUCGGGGCUCCUUUCGCUAUUUCAAGUCUUCCUUCAUUAUAUAUUAUUAGCAUCCCUAAAUCCCAGAGCUCCACUUAGUAUACUGAACUCCCUGGAGCUCCACCUACAAACUCCACAAUUUAGUCAUUCCUCCAAUUGUAGUCUCUGAUAUAAGAUUAGCACUAAUAUUUUACAAAUAAGAGCCUGUAGAUAACACUGCACUUCAGCCUAAAAAGUCCCCGAGUUCUGAGCUUUCAUUUUAAAAGCAUUUACCUACUUUAUUAUAAUACUAAAUUUAUUUAGAAUACAGAAUGCCUGUGGCACUUAUGGUCACUAAUGCUAGUUUGAAUUCUUGUUCUUUUAGUAUUAUGAAACCAUAUUUAUAUAGAAGCAAGUUUAUGAGCAAUUGGGUAAGUAUGUGUGAUUUCAUGUGUUAAUCACCAUUUAUUAUUCAACUUUUUUUUUGAAGGCUCUAACUUCCAUUUGAAGAUACAACACACUGCAAUUCAAGCAGUUCCUUCCAUUAAGCUAUUUGCCUCUGAUGUGUAGGCUUAUUAUAUAGAAUCUACAUACCAUUUGGUAGAAACUUCUGCAUUUACAUAGAAAAGGUUAAUCUUGGGUAAACACAGACCUUGAUUCUCUAGACUCUUUUUUUUUUAAGUUUAGAUUAGAAACAAGGUUGCGUCACAAGUCAGUUCCAAGUCCCUCUCCCUUUCCCUCCCCUCCUCCUGUGCCCUCCCCCUUCUCUAGACUCUUAAUAAUUAAUUCUUAAUAAUAUGUUACUAUUAGUAAACUUGUUACACAGCAUAGCUUUAAACUAAAGUGCAUAUGAAUCCUAAAUUUCAUGCUGUAUUUAAACUAUGCUUAAGAAAGCCAAAGAAUUUUGGGUGUUUACUACUUCCACUUUUAAGUCUUUGUCGAAUGUAAAGGAAAGGCACUAUGUUCAGGGCCCAGAUCUGGGUUUUCUAGUGGUGCCCAGGCCUAGAAUAAGUCAUUUAACUCAUCGCUUGAGGGAACUGAGCAGGAUCUGUGAACUCUGCACUCUUCUAAUGCCUGUGUCCCUUGAGCCAGUCAAACUUCUUAGCUCGCUCUCUUCGACUUCCUUCUAUGGCCCUCAUCUUCUCCAGCUGCUCUUUGUUGCUUCUAACAUUUAUUGGCCAUCUUACCCUUAGCAUUCUUCGUAUUUAGUUAUGACUGCUUUACAAUUUACUUCUAAUUUGCCCAGUCCCCGUGAUUAAUCUACUGGGUGUGUGUGUGUGUGUGUGUGUGUGUGUGUGUGUGUGUGUGUGUGUGUGUGUUGAAAGUAACACAGAAAUUAGUUGGUGAUCAUAUAUAAGUUUUAACUAGAUACAAAAGCUUUAAGUAGACAGUUCUUAUAGUUUUGAGAUUCUUAAACAUAUAACCUAAAUCUUGAUUAAAUAUACUUUAAACUUAGUUUCCCAUGUGAAAACUCUGAACUCCUUGACUUGAAUGUAAUUUUUUUGACUUGAAUAUAAAUUUACAGAGUCUCUGACUUCCUCCUUUGCAUUCCCCUCCACACCUUGCCCUGUGCUGAUUGCAUAAAUCAGCUUCCUCCCUUAAUCACCGCUGUUCCUCUUCCUGCUCCUUUUCUGCCUUUGAAGUCACAUACUUAGCAGAAUUCUAAAUGGUGACAAGUGGGAAGGAAAGUGAUCAUUUAAAACCUUCGAGGAAAUACUAUGUCUUUUGUUUCAAAGAUCCCUCACAAAUUAAGGAGCAAUUUGAUAGGGGGAUCUUCUGUUCCCUACACAUUCUAAGCUCUACUUAAAGACAUUUUUGUGCCAUGUCCAAUAUUACUUGAUUCUACAUAUCUUUUGGAGCCUAAUCAAACUUGUAUUUUCAUUCAACACAUAUUUCAUUUAUCUGCCGUGUUCCAGGCAGUGUGUUCAUACAUAUGAGAAGAAUGUUUGGAGAUAUCAUAAUUAGCUGUAUUUUACGUUUAGCAAUUGAUCCUUCAAAUAUGAUUGUUUACAUUCUGUCAUUGUAUAUUUCACUCAUGCAAACAGACAAAUACAACAGUACUAUUUUAGACAGUAAUUAUGUCUUCAUCAUUCCAAAUCUCUCUUGCUGUCCUAAGAUGAAAAUAACAAUCUGUUUCAUCUCGUGCCUACUGUGUUCAAGUGGUAAUGACUUCCUGAGGAACGAGCAUGAGGGGUGAUUAUGCAGCCCCAUGAAGACUCAUCAUAUAAGGCUACCAUGAUUCUGUAGUUGGAAGGCAAGAAGUAGUGACAUGUAUUGCAUAGUUGCGCUCCCUGCCUUCGGCUUUUAUAUUCUGCCUCACUUUAGUUUUAGUUCAUUUACUGUGUAGUCACAGAUUCCUUUUCACAUAAUAGAAUUUAUAAACAUCCACCAGUAUUCUUUAUUAUAAUGACUAUGUCACUAUAUAUGUACCAAAUGGUACAAGCCUAACUCUGUUUGGGGUGUGUCAGUGAGUCAGCAGAUACACUAAUUCUCAUAUAGAAACAUUGCAGUGCAAAGAUACACAGUUAUUUGUGGUGUAAGGAACUGAUAUAUCCUGAACAUUUUCCUGUGACUGUCCUUUAAUUAUUAAAUAUUUUAUAAUUAAGUUAAAGACUGGAAAUGGAUAUAGAACUUUAAAUUAUAGUUUAUAUAUAAUUUAGAAUCAGAUUUCUUUCCCAUACUCAACCUCAUUUUAUCCUGAUUUAAAUUAGUUGAAUAUUGCUAACCCUACUUAGACAUUGCAAAACUCAGGCCCUGGCAGGUGACAUGAUUUGCUGUAAUCACCACCAGCCUACCUAAUAUUAAAAUAGCAAGCUGUUAAUGAGCCCACUGAUAAUUAAAGCCUUCAUACUAACAGACAAAUUUUAGGUGGCAAACUUGAAAACAAAAGUUAGUCAGUUUAAACAUGCUUUUAUAGUUCAUUUAAAGGGUUUCUAAAACUGCAUUCUAGGCAGAUGUGGUAGUGCAUGCCCAUACUCCCAGCAGGAGCAGGAGAACACAAGUUCAUGGCCAGCCUGGACUACAUGAAAGUCUAUCUCAAAAAAAAAAGUAAGAAAGAAACUAGAAAUAGCAUUAUAGGUACUUUCUUGAUUUCACAUGAACUUUAGGCUCAAGUCUACACUUAACUUUAUGGUGGCGUUUGAGCCCUGGUAGGAGACACAGCAACUCAGUGCUCUGGUGAUCGUGUCGGUACACAGAGGACAUAACUGGAUUCUGACCUGUCAGCACAGCAGCCUAACUUUCCAGCCUCAGACACACAUGAAUCUCUCUGCCGGAGCAACCUAGUCCCUUCUUGUCCUCCUGCCGCAUCCUGUCAUUGCACCUGCAUUGUGAAUUUAAUAGCAGGUCUAAUAAAUCAGCCAGUGAACCUUUUCACUAUGUUCACUUUUUUUUUUGGUUUUACGAGACAGGGUUUCUCUGUUUUGGAGGCUGUUGGUCCAGCCUGGCCUCGAACUCACAGAGAUCCGACUGCCUCUGCCUCCCGAGUGCUAGGAUUAAAGGCGUGCGCCACCAACGCCCGGCUAUGUUCACUUUUUAUAUUUGUCUAGUUUAUUGGUUUUAUAAUACAAUAUUUUAUUUGUUGAGAGUUUCAUGCAUGCCAUGAACCUAUGCUCUUAUGAACAAGAGAUCUACAAGUGACUACAUAGGAAAUUGAAAGCAGACUUUUCCAAAGGUCUGUUUGAAGGUAAUGUGUCAGUUUGUUAUCAGACUGACUCCAGAACCCACAGCUCUGUUCCCUUCACGGGUGUUCACAAUGAACAACAGUGAAGAGUCCAGGAUGCUGCAGCAUCCUCAGUCACAAGCUCAAAUUCAACCAUGUUCAUUAUGCCAUCUCUAUUUGAGCAAGAAAAAAACCAGAAUUCUCUCCAUUUCAAUAGGAUUAAUAACACUGUGAGCAAAACUUUAAGUAGGAAAUUCCAAAAAAUAAAUGACACCAUCCUUGGUAUUCCCAGCUUAUCAGAAUUGGAGCAUUGCUGAGGAAUUAGCCAUCUUAAUUUCUGAGUUUUAUAUGCAAAUUGGAUUAUUCUGACCUUACCAUUUGUGACCAUAAAAAGUUCAUAUGCAGUUUGGCCUAAUCUGCAAGAAUUAUCAUAUAUUUAUAAAUUAUCAUACAUUUAAAUAUGAUAUAUGUAAAUUGUACUUUGAAAUGCUGUAUAUGAUUAGAAUUAUCAAGGAAGAGCUUAAUAGAAGUUCCAUAAUUGCCUUUUACUAUGAAAAAAAAACAAAAAUCAUUAUAAUCUACUUCCUCCACUCUUAUGCUAUAGCAAUGAUUUUAAUAAUAUUCCUAGGUCCUAAAUCUCUGUAAAUUCUCAAGCAUUAGCACAGAGUAGUAAAUAAUACAGACAUUGGUGUCAGCCAGUCCUGGCUUGACGUCCAGAUUCUAUCAGUUUGUCCUUGCUGACCAUCCACUAUGUUCUGGGCCAUCUUCUGUCUUCAGGGCCAUGUAUGCAUUCCAAAGCAAAAGAACUGCUGGUGAGCCACAUCCUCCUUAAGAAGGUUAAACACAAAAUCAGGACAAAAUAUCUGUCACAUGGUGACUCUUAAGAAACAUGAACGACAUUAUUAAUUCUUCCCAACCCAUAAAAAUACCUGAUUCCAUCCAUGGCAAGUAUAACAAAAUGAUGCACAGUUGGAAGGGAGCCUCAUUCAGUUUACAACAAAAACUCCCAGGUAGCAGUGGCGAGGAAAGCUGAACCUCCAAUUGGAAGUGUUUUAGUUAUUUGUAAAAGGGCAUGGGUACAUAAGUGAAAAUUGCUUGGACAGAAAACGAAAGGCACUAGCUGUACAAGAAAAAAAAUAUGUAUGUAAGACUCCAUCAGAAUGAGAAUUUGCUGUUCAUCCAAAGCCAUCAUUAAGAAAAUGAAUAAGAUUUGUUUAAGAAAUUAAAAUGUUUCCAUCAAUAAAAGACAACCACUGGGUAGUCCACACAAUGAGGACCGGCUGCCCCUGCUUACUUUGCAUGUUUCCUCAUAAAUGAUAGCCACAAGACUUGACAGCCUAAUAUCUAUUUGUCUGCCUGUGCUAUCAACUUUGAUCCGUUCAUUCAUAAAAGAUAGGGACAAUUUUCAAAGAUGCUACAUGAUUUCUUCAAAAGCACUUAACAACUAACUUCAAAACUUGCCCUAGAUCUUCUAAAGUGGUUUCUCCACUAGCCAUUGUUCAUCAUUUGCUUCAGAACCAGUGGAAGUAUAUGUUUUAUUGAAGAUAUUGCUAGGUGUUUUCUCUCAGCUGCAAGAAUUUUCUCACACCUUUCUUCUAAAAUUGAAACCAACAGCAUUACAAGUCAAGUGUGGUGACAAAUGCCGGUGACCUCAGCCACUCAGGAGGCAGAGGCAGGACUGCUAGUCCAGCUAAGGCCACAGAGUGAGUUCAAGGCCAGCCUUGGCUACUAAGUGAAGACCCUACCUCAAAACAAAGUUGUCCUUUAAGUCCUUUAAAGGGAGAAGCAUUCCACUUGCCUUUAGGCUUUAGGAUAUAGGGAACAGCCACGGUUUGGGCCCCAGUGAUUAUUAUAGAACACUACAGAUCAUGGGCUUGCCUUCCCUCUUGGAUAUAUGAACUGUAUUUUUUUUCUUUUAUCUCAAACAGGAGCGCUGUCUUCUUUUGACACUUAGAGAUUUGUAAAGCUACUAGAAAUGUGUGUCUGAAACAUCAUCUGACUGUCUAUUGUGUUGACUGCACAGGUGUUUAUAGUCCAUUCUGAGAGGCUCACAGGGGCUGUUAGUGUAAUUUAACUGUCAGUGGAAACUUUAUAGCUGUGCUAUCUUCUUAUUAAUUUAUUGUUUAUUAUAUCAGCUUAUAUUUAUGCAGUUUUCUGUUAAUGGCCAUGAUAAUAAUUAUGGAUCAUGAAGUCAGCCUUCUCUUGUUUGGUAUGCCUACACUUUUGCUUUUAAUCAAUUUGAAUUUGUAAUGUGGAGUAAGAAGCCACUUUUUUCAAGUUAAGGAAUAACAAUUUAAGGGAAAUGAUGUUAUUAGUUUACUUUUUUAACAUAUCCUUACUAUAGCCCUCCUCAUGCAGGGACAUUGUACUUUUUCAUUUUCUCCCUCUACUCUCAGGUGGAGGUGACUAUGAACAGUAAAAUAUUAUUUUAGAUGUCUUUGUAUGGUAUAUGAACAUGGGACAGCAUAAGUCUUUGGUAGGUUUUAAUUGAAACUGCCAUAAGGAAUACAUUGAAGAAAUUAUUGGCUUUUGCUUACAGUUUUAACUUCACAGAUGAAUACUUGGCGUCACUUUGAGCAAAUUCUGUUCAGUAUAUUAGCAUUUUCUUCUCAGAACUAAUAUAAUUUUCUUUUAUUUUUAGAAUGAUCAUAAAGUGUAAUAAGGUUAUUUCUGUAGGAAACUAAUCAUGCAUUGGAUAUUUGACUCAGAAAGUAACCUCUUUAAAACUGAUGAACACAGGGCAAAUUAUAAUGAUGGGGUAGUUAGUCAUAAAUUAGGACCCAACCACUGGCAUCCCAAGGUUUUUAAAUGUGGAAUUAUGUGGAAUUAUAUAUAUACCAUGCAGCAUCAGAUAAAAUCUUGUCCCCUCCCACCUACUCACUGUACUGAAUUAAUCCCCUUUCUGAGCUGGCAGUCCUGCCCUGUAGAGUAUUAGUCCUGGAUUCCAUUCUAGAGUGUGUUACUCUUUAUGGGAGAGUUUGAAGGGGAAAGUUUUGAAAAGGAAAAUAACACCCACCUUCCGAUGCUUAUGAAAGAAUACCUAGUUGUAUUCACUAUAAUGCUUUUCAGUUUUUGACUGAAACACAGUUUACAUGGUAUCUGUCAGUCAAUACUCAGUGACUAUGGAGACAUGAAGAUUUCUAUUACCCAGGAAAUUUGUAUAUUCCUGCUCCCAAUCAACAUCCCCACAGCCCACCUACCUUCCUAAUUUCCAAAAGCAACCAUUGAUCUAAUCUGACAUGUGUUUGUGUAUUCUAGAAUUUCAUUUAACUUAGCAUGUAUUUUUUUUUCAUUUUGGUUUCUUUUAUUUGCCUUUUAGAUCAUCCAUGUUGUUGAUUUUCACAAUAGUUUCUUGUUAUUGCUGUUAUCUUCUUAAAACAAAUCUGAACUGUGUAUCUGAAUUGAUUAAUAUCUUGACAGUAAAUGAAAGUAAGAAUACAAGGUGAGGAAAUACUGUCAAAUAGUAAGUGACAGUCCCCGUAACCUCUUUCACUUUAACUGGGGCUGUAUGAAUCAAGCAGUACCCUUCAGGACCCUUGAGUUAGUCUACUAAAAUAGAAAGUGGGUGAGCCCAUCAGCGAUGACAGUGGCCAUCAAACUAUUUCCUUCACUUAAAGUUAUGCUGUGAUUUCACAGAGUAAAUGUUAACAGUAAUCCCAGGUGAGGAAAUCCUUACUAUAAUGUUUAUCAAAGCACCCUGGACUGGAGCUGGGCCUAGUGCUGCAUACCUGCAAUCCUAGUAUUUGGGAGGCAGAGGCAGGAAAAUUACAAGUUCCAGGCCAUCCUAGCCCUAACUGUCUUAUAAAGAAAAUUGAGCCGGGCGGUGGUGGUGCACACCUUAAUCCCAGCACUCAGGAGGCAGAGGGAGGCAGGUCUCUGUGAGUUCGAGACCAGCCUAGACUACAAGAGCUAGUUCCAGGACAGACUCCAAAAAAACCACAGAGAAACCCUGUCUCAACCCCCCCAAAAAGAAAAAAUUGAUAGAUAGAAUACUUCCAUUGUUGGUCAAUGCAGUAAUACCUUAGUAGCUGUUAUGCAUUCUAAGUGAUGUAACAUGGACGUAGUGAACUCAAUUUUAUAGUUAGAAAUUCAGUUUGAUCUUUAAUUCUAAGAAAAGCUUAUAUAAAUUCAAGGUGAAUAGGUACAAUAAAAUUGAUCAAGAUUGUGUCUGGGUUUUUCUACACAUCCAGUGAUAUUCAUUCAGUGAAUUUGAGCAAAUAUUUACUGUGACUCUAGGGUGCUGCAUACUACACUGUAUUUCGGUAUACCUAAAGGGUGAAAGUUUUCCUCUUCUGUGGUCUUUUGCAAAAGAGUUCUAUCUGUGUCCUAUGCAUAACUGAAGUUGAUGUCACCCUGCAACCUUAACCACCUCUACCUUCAGCACUAGGAACACAGAGGGAUUCCAGCAUGUUGUUACAUACCAGUAUCAUAUACAACAGCUACUCUCUUGCCAUUCUAUGAGGAUAAUAUAUCAUUUUCCAUGUUUAAAUAAUUGUUUGGCAGUAGAAAAGAGCCAUGUAGCACCAUAAUGCUUAUAUCAGUUUGUGAAAGGUACCCUAAUGAAAUAAAUGCUAUUAUUUUAUUUCUGCACAUCUCAUAUCCACUGUUCCCAUUCCUUUUUACCUUCCCACAUACCACAUAGUACCGCCACAAUCCCUCACUGGUCUUUUUUAAAUGCAUUUGUGCGUGCGUGCGUACGUGCGUGCGUGUGUGAUGUCUGGAGAUGGGCAUGCAUGCCAGGGUGCACAUGCGGAGGUCAGAGGACAACUUCAUAGAGUCGGUUCUCUUCGUGCACCUUUAGGUGGGUUCUGGGGAUCAAACUCGGGCCACCAGGCUUGCAUAGCAAGUGUCUUUACCUGCUGAGCCAUCUUGCCUCCCUUCCUUACCCGCUCAUGCUUACCUUUCCCCGGUUUCACUAUUCAUAUUUCAGUCUGAUCAUUUCAAAAAUACUGAAGUGAAGCUUCUCUCUAAUGUGACCUACUUUCGUGUAGAAUUUGGCCUACGUUGUAUUUCUCAUUUUUAAAAGGCCAGUUAGAUUUGAAUCACCAAGGGAACCUCAUUAGUAUAAUUUAACCCAUAAGGAAAACCCAAGGAACCAGCAUAAUAAGCCUCGAGGAUAUAGUCUCAGUUCUAAAGACCGCUAACUUCUUUUGAGCAAUGCCCAGUCUAUCCUCAUUUUAGUUGUAGUAAUUAAUUUUAAUUAACUGCCAAUAAUAUUUCUUGCCAGAUGGAGAAAAGGAUAUAGCCCCUAUUCCCGUUGGAGUAUGAAAAAUGGUAUCAGCUUAAUGUGGAGAAGGUAAAAAGGGAUCAUGGGCUGUGAAUUAUAAGCUUCAUUUCUUGGUACGUAUCCGUUGCUUGAGAGGCUUCUGAAAAGUCUUAGCAUAACAUAAAAGUUUUUUUUUUGGCUCAGUGAUUGAGCAUGGCCUUAGCACAUGCAGAGCACUAGGUUUAAUGCCCUUCAACAACAACAACAAAAGCCUUUUCACUUUUUAAGUUUUUUUUUGCUUUGUUAUAUUUUUGUUGUUGUUGCUGUUCAGUUAACACAGUAUCACUAAAUAUGCUGAGUUUUAUGUAUAUAUGAAGUGAUUUUAAGUUAGACAUUCAAACAACAUCAAAAACUGCAAUCUUUCCACUAAUUUUAUUUAAAACCAUAACUCUGAUUUUCACAGGAAAUAAUUCAUCUUCCCCUCUUUACAAUGGGAAAUGAGGUCAGAAAGUUCAUGAAACAGUGAGCUCAUGGAAAAUGCUGGGAGAAGGAGAGAUUCCAAACACUAAUUGCAUUGACGAUACAAGCUGUUAUUGUAUCUACAUACUAUUUUGACUUAAAUAGAAUUGGUCAGGAUUUCUAAUACUUCUUACAAAAUUGUUGCCGAAGAACGUAGAGUAAUGACUUAUUGAAAAAAGAUGUUUAGUACUAAGAGCUGUGUGAGAGUUCCAAACCAUUAAACUUUUAGGGCUUUGCUUACCUUUUUUUUUUUUCUUGAAAAGAAAAUCAGUUUUGAGUGCCACCCAGAUUCCCAUUUUGUCAGUGGGAUCAUAAUAAAUAAUUUUAGAGCUAGAAAGAGCUGUUGGAAUCUAGUCUAAUCUCAGAAGUCCCUCAGUCCAAGGGAAUCCCUGUCAUCUCCUGGCCUGACUUUCCUACUUUAACCACAAUCUUCAGGUCCCAGCUGAUGUGGAUUCAUUACUGCCUCUCUGUUCCUUCUGAUAGCCUCUAUGUUCAUGCUAGGAGCUGCAGCUGUGUUUCUUAUUUUCUUGAUUUACCGCUGCAUCUGAAUUAGCAUCAGGAAAGUAUUGGCUGCUGUAUGCAGCAACUCAGCUUUCAACUAGAACACCUGGCAAAGGUAAAGAUGAAUAAUUUAAAGUUUUAGGGAUGAUUGUAGUCAGUGGUGUCACUUACACACUUCAAAAGGCGUUGUCAUAGUGACGUAAGAAUGAAUAGAGCUAUUCUGCUCAUCAGAUAGCAAUGCCACCCACCGUAUUGUACUGGAGGCCAGCAUUGAUCUUCAUGAAGAGACAGUGGGAGGCCAAAUGUAAUAUAAAAGUUAUUUGUCUGUGUUUCUCAGUCCUGUUUCACAUACAUUAAAUCAGCAGGUAUUUAUUUUUCAUAUUCCAUGAGCUAAUUCCUCUGCUGGGUCUGACUGUUAGAGCAGACUGCAAGAUCCUGUUUUUUGUUACGGAAUAUUUGUUUACACUGGGUGAAGAUGUGUCACUGUGAUUGGUUUAAUAAAGAGCCGAAUGGCCAAUAGCUAGGCAGAAGAGAUACCCGGCAUUUCCAGGGAGAGAAAGAGAGAACUCUGGGAAGAAGAGAGGUGGAGAGAUACAAGCAAAAUGCGAAGCAAGUCAGACAUAUGGUACACAUGGCAAAAUGUAGAUUCAUAAAAGGUUAAUUCAGUUAUAAGAGCUAGUUGGGAAAAGCCCAAGUUAAAGCUAAGCUUUCAUAAUUAAUAUUAAGUCUGUUUCAUUAUUUGGGGAGUUGGUGUUCCCAAAAAGAAAAACUUGCUACAGUUUGGCCCCCAAAUCAUAAAAUGUGCUUGGCAUGGAGUGAUAGAAACCAUGUCACUACAUACAGAGCAGAGAAGUUGCAAUCCACUUUUACAAGUUUUGUAUAGUUCAACCACUACCCACACGAUUGAUUAACGUUUCCAGUCUUGUCCCAAUACAGUAAAAAUUCUGUAAAUAUAACAGGUAAAGAAAAGACAAAUAAGAUCAAAUAAUAUGGUAAGAAUGAGUCUCUUGCAGAUGGUCAGUAUUUAUAGCAGUGUGUAUGACUGCUACCACAAGCUGUAUUCUAGGUAAAUAUAAUUGUCUAGCUCCUACACUGUCCAAAAGGGUGUGUAUUAGCAACAGAGACUGCAAAAUAUUAAAUUAUUUGGAGUGUUAGAUUAGCUAAAUAUACUUGGAGUAUUAUUUGUAAUUUAGAGUUUCCGUGUCUGCAAUUUUGAUUAAGAAUUUCAUGUAUUUCGGGGCUUUGUAUUUCUCUUGCAAACGUUGAAUGCUAAAACUAUCAAAACCCAUUACUUAAUGGUAAAAGGAUUAAUUUUUAUGCUCAAAAACCGUGAGAAGAUUCUGAGGACGGAUAUCUACCCGUCCUAUUAUUAACCUGGCAGUGUGCUGAGCUAGGGUUGGUGGGAAAGGGAGAGGAUUGCCAACCAUUUAUCAUGCAUGAUCCGUUCUGAUUUGUCAGCUUGCUCAGAAGACUACCCUAUCAGUGUCUGUCUCAUGCUUCAGCCAUGCACACACACACAAAAAAAUAUGGAGGGUUUAUAUAACUGGGCAUUUAUUUCAGGCACCUUUUGUAGUCAUUUUCACACUGUGGAACAGUGGUCCUCACGGGGGAUCCUCACGAGGGUCACAUUAUCAGAUAUCCUGCAUAUCAAAUAUUUACAUUAUGGUUCAUACCAGUAGCAAAAUAACAGUUAUGAGGUAGCAACAAAAUAAUUUUAUGAUUGGGAGUCACGACAACACGGGGAUGGUAUUAAAGGUUCACAGCAAUUAGGAAGGUUGAGGACUGCUGCUGUAGAAGGAGGUCCUCAAACUGUAGAAAAAGGAAGUGAUCCUUUCAGAGAGCCAUUUAGUGUUCUGUGAUGAUGAAUUAAUCCUAAUUUCAGCAGUUCUUUGAUGUUCUAACCAACCUUCUCACUCUAUUUAAAUGGAGCAUUUUGCCCAGUUAGCCUCUGGCUUAAGAGAGCCCAGAUGUCCUGCACUUGUGACCACUGGUUUUACAGUCUUGCUUUCCCUGCAUGAUAGCAUUUUCAUCCCAUUUUUCAGAGAAAAAGAAUUUUCAGAGAAAAUUCAAGUUUAAUUUCAUUGCCUCAAAAAUAGUAGAACUAUCCAAAUUUUACAUCUGUAUGCAUGCCGGUUAUUUGCACUAUAUUCUAAUACAGUUACUACAUGACAAAGAACCAUCUUUAAUUAUUACCUGAUGAAAUGGGAAUUCGGCAAAAUGAGGGUCUUCAUUUCAAUUCUUUGAUUUGUUCUAUAUUUUGGUGCUUUGGUCUCCAUUAUCCUAUCCUUAUAUUUCUUCUAAAGAUGACUUCUAAUUAUAACUUCUAAAACACAUUUCCAUGUAGUGCUUCUAUUUAAAUAAGAGAGAUAGAAUCAUGUGAAAUCAACAUUGCACAUUUUUGCUGUACUUCAUAAGAAUGAGCAGUUAAGAGGGGGAACCUCGCUAUUUACUACUGUUUUCCAGAUUGGUUAAUCAGCUCCUACUGUCGCUUCAGUGAGUGAAGAGAGGAAGUAUAAUAUGUAGUCAAAUAGACAAAAAUAAUAGCUAAGCUGAUAUGUUUUUUAAAGUGUAAGAUUUCUGUGCACCGCAUAGCGGAGUGUUACUAACAUUUGCCUGAACAAGCUCAUUUGGUGUCGUCGGGUUCUGUGGAAUGUUUUCACUACACUUGGACAUGAAUUCUUAUAAAGAUGUGGGCUCGUAGCAGUCACCGCUUAAAAACUCUAUGCUGUUUUUUGACAGUUAUAGUUCACCUUUCCUGGUUAUAUUUGUGACGUUUGUGAGAUUGUACUAGUAUGCAAAAGAUGAACCUAUAUACGUAUUUAGAGUUUAAAAAAGUAGAAUUGUGUGCAUCUUAGAAAAAUAUAUGGUAACUUGUGGCACUUUGAAAAAGGAAUGUGCAAUUAUAAAGGAUAUACCACUUUGAGAUUUUUAACCCUAGAAUUACUCUUACUAAAACUAGCACUUUGUUCCUACUGUUAAUUCCUGUUGGAUUCUUGAUGUGAAUGUUUCACAUAGACCAUUCUCCCUCUGAGUUUUCUCUUCCUAUGUCCUGACCUCAGCACCUUCAAAGAACUGUUGAAAUUAAUCCAGUGAUGAUCAGGAAAACCAUGACCAUUAGAUAUCACAAGCAUUUACUCUUGUGCUGAUUUAAAUAUGAACCAUUUUCUUGUUAAAAUUCUUUAAAACAAUUUCCAAACAUUUAAAGUAGUGUUUGUUGAUUAGAAUAAUUUGGUAGAAAUCCUGAUAGUCAUAAUUCAUCCCCAAAUCUAAAUUUUCUCACACAAACAUGUAUAUAGAUGUGCUUUAACACAUCCAUAUUCCCCCAAGGGAAAUAAGACAUAUAAUAAAUGGAUUUCUAUGUGGAUAUAGCUCCUAUAUAUAUAAACUUCUGUUCAGUCUCAGGCAUUUUACUGUGAUAUACCAAUGGGUCGUAAGCAGAGUAGGUAUAAAUGCUAACAUUAGAAGUUGGCAUCAACAUAAAUUAUGCAUAAACUUAUUAAAAUAGAAGGCGUCUAUCAUACCUGUAUCUGAAUAAUUUACCAUUGGUUUUCUCUAGCCUUCCCUACUUAAGGCUGCACAAAAAUUUUAAAUGAAAGAAAAUAGAAUCUAUAAACAAAUAAGGUUUUUUUAAUGGCCCCAUUUGCCACAAUUUGAAAAGUUUGUUGAAUUUUUUUUGAGGUUCGUUGGCUACUAACAACUUCUGAGUCUUACAUACAAAUCACAGCAUUUAGAAAUUAGCCAUUUCCCCUUCCCUUUAAAAUGUAUUCAAAAAUUGAUACAAAUUCAUAAAUUUUAACUUAUAGUUACUAAAAAUUGCCAUUUAUAUUGAAAAAUUAAAUAACAUAAGAGCUACAAAAGAUUGCUAAUUAAUAAUGUAAUGCCAUAUACUACCAAACUUCUGGUAGUACUGGGUUUCUUGCAAAGCCUUAAAAUAUUUUAGUGAAAAAAAUACCUGAAAAAAAGAAGGCACUUUAUUAUCUGGAACUAACUAUCUGUAUAGAAUUUGUCUAAAUGUCCCUUAAAAUAUUCUUUAUCCUUUUUAUAAAUUUAUCCUAGCUAUACAUUUUUCUAAAGCCACUUAGAAUAUAAAGUGAUAAAGUAAACUAUUUUAAUUUAACAGAAAAUUGUUACGUAGUAAAAACAAUGAAUAAUACAGAAAUGAAAAUAGUUUUAAAAAGUAUAUAUGAAAAUGGCAAAACUGCCUAAGUUAACAUAUAAUCAUUUAAAAUUAGCAUGUAAAAUAUAAAGACUUUCGGUGUAAACGGUUUUUAUUUGUUAAUUCUUUUCUUAUUUCUACCUUAUCUUGAAAUAAGUACCAAAUAAGAGUACAAUCAGAACUAUUAAACUAGCCUAUCAUAACUUAGUUUUGUUUUGAUUGAUGUAACCAUAAGGCAGUAAGAAUUCAUUUUGUUUCUUCUUUGCUCAAGUCAUAAAGACUUGGUGAAUUACCAAAUGUAAGUCAUUCCUGUAAACAUGCUGGUAUAUAAAUGGUCCCUCUUGGGGAAAUCAGUAGUCAAUUUCUACAGUGGAUUUAGUCAGCAGAAAAAAAUACAGCAUUUUUUUUCAAAAGUAUCAAUCCUCACAUGUUGAUCCUUCACAUCUGCCAACAUAAAAAUGAUAGGCUAAUAUUUUCCAAUUUCAUUUGUGACCAGUAUACCUAAACAUUUUAAGGAAACAUUUUCCAUGAUGCUAUUUAUUUUUAAGUUUUUCUACAUGUUAACCCCUUUUCUCUCUCUACUUUUAAGUAUUUUAAUAAAUGCAAAUGUUUCCUAGAUAGAAUCGUCAUAUCAUGAUACAGAAGACUCAAGUCUAUCAGGUCUUUCUUUACCUACGAGAGACUAAAAGCAAAUUCUGUGUCACCUGUUUGGUUUGUGUCUUUGUGUUCUUUUUAAAAUAAGAUCUAUUAACCCAAAGGUGUGUUAAUGUCAAGGCAUGAACAAUCUUAAAUGUAGAUCUAUUGAGUAUUUUGUAAUGCUGAGUAACAGGUUUUUCUGAAACUCUGUGAUGAUUCUCCUUAGAAAGUUUGUUUAAUGUUAGAUUGUUGUUCUGAAAGAUGUUGGUCCCAGUGGGAUUUUCUAAAAACUGGAAAACAAACGCAUGUAUUACAAGUAUAGAAAUGGUGAAUUGUAAACUUACCAUGCAGUAUUGAUUCUAUUUUCAAACAUGUUUCACUGUUAAAUAUAGACAUAACAUUGCUGCCGUACCGUGACUGAGCACAUUUUCCUAAUGACCCUGUUAUCACUAUUCCAGAAUUAGAUGUUGGGCAGAUACAUGAUUGAUUACUGUGUCUGCAUAGGUAUUUCCAGGUAUAUUCUUCUCUUGGUGAGUAAAAAUACAUUUUCCACUGCAUCAAUACAAUGAGAUCUGAAUAUACCUGUGUCAAUAUUUAUUGCACAUUUCUUAUACAGUAUCUUCAUUUUCCAAAAUUGGCCUAGACUAAAACUGGAGGGUUUGUUACAUGCUUUCUGCCAGAAAGGUUUUCAGUUAUAUUAGUAGUGGGUGUGUAUUGUGAAAAUAGUGGGACACCCUUUAAAAUUUCUUACUUGCUAAAUUUAAAUUAAUAUUUUUGCUUUAGCUCACAAUUACCCUAAAUCCAGAGAGAUCUCAACCUUUUUCACUGUUAUCAGCCCAAGCAUAAGAAACAGCCCUAUGACACUACAAAAACAGUUGAGGACUAAGGACUAACUCCCUUAUAUUCCACUCCAGAAUAAAGGCAUUCGGUGAAAGAAAUGAACCGAAGCUCAUCACCAGUGCAAGGCUUCUGUACUUGGCAUUCCUGCACGGAAGGGAAGACAGGUACCAACGCCAUUGGCAUCAUUUCAAACUGACCUUAUGCAGAAAGCCCUCCACCACACUGGCGGGCUGCUCAACUCAGUUGGGUUUGCUUGGUGUGGGGCAGAGAGGAGUAGGGUUCUUUAUCUUUAAGCCUGUCAGUUUCCAAAUCACUAUUUGUCAGCAUUGAUGGAGAAGACAAGUAAACUUGAAAAUACUUUCUUAAGAGAUCAUGUAACUAUAUAGCUAUGAAUUUAAAUUUUGAGGGGGGUCAUUUCAAUCCGCUGUCUCAUAUAAGAAACAUUUAAAAAAAUCUGUAACUGCUUUAGUGUUAACAGGGUACAAGGUGUUUUUGUCCUGUAUUGUAUUUCAAAGGUUCUCAUCAGUUGUGACUGUAUUGUACUGUAUGAAAAGAAGUCAGAAAUUGCCUUGUAUUGUUUAUAAUGAAUCAUAACACAUACUAAUGCAGUUCUCAUGUUCCAAGUUUUUCAGUGAUGCAUGUUCACAGUUAGGUCCUAACCUCCUGUGGUGCUAACUCCUCCAUGAUCCAAUGGUGCUUUUGUGGAUGCUAACUGCACACAUGCUGAACAAAGCUUGAAAUUCAAAACUUCCCUCCCUUCCUCUGUUUAUAUGAAGUGAAAUAAAAUAACUUGAAUUUGUCUCAAAGUAUCACUGACAAUCCAAUAAACUGGCUUAUAUGUGUCGUUA
Molecule: messenger RNA, 31451 nt
Organism: Mesocricetus auratus (golden hamster)
Lineage: Eukaryota; Metazoa; Chordata; Mammalia; Rodentia; Cricetidae
Gene: Purg
Product: purine rich element binding protein G
Exons: 2
Coding region: 91-1137 (348 amino acids)
Biological process (GO): regulation of transcription by RNA polymerase II
Cellular component (GO): nucleus
Molecular function (GO): purine-rich negative regulatory element binding; DNA-binding transcription factor activity, RNA polymerase II-specific; RNA polymerase II transcription regulatory region sequence-specific DNA binding
Source: RefSeq, a predicted model, not a curated record